This is a messenger RNA of Necator americanus (New World hookworm), 2370 nucleotides long. RefSeq lists its product as uncharacterized. The coding region runs from base 1 to 2370 and encodes 789 amino acids. NCBI's taxonomy places the organism in Eukaryota, Metazoa, Nematoda, Chromadorea, Rhabditida, Ancylostomatidae. The transcript has 20 exons. Gene Ontology annotation, molecular function: RNA binding; RNA helicase activity; ATP binding. The record is from RefSeq and is a predicted model, not a curated record. Gene Ontology annotation, cellular component: nucleus.
AUGUCUGAAGACGAAGAACAAGAUUAUUCACAACUUCAGUCAGAACAGAAUCGGAAACAGAAAAAAGCAGGGGGAUGGCAAGCCAUGGGAUUGGAUCACACGGUUUUCAAAGGAAUAGAAAGAAAGGGCUACAAACAACCUACUCCUAUACAGAGAAAAACAAUUCCUUGCAUUCUUGAUGGCAAAGAUGUGGUGGCUAUGUCCCGAACAGGCAGUGGAAAAACAGCUGCUUUUGUCAUACCUAUGUUACAACGGCUUAAAAGGAGAGACACCAGAGGUAUUAGAGCACUUUUGGUGUCACCGACUCGGGAGUUAGCACUCCAAACUUUCAAAGUUGUUAAAGAGCUUGGACGAUACACUGGUUUGCGAUGUGCCGUAUUGGUAGGAGGAGAUGCAAUUGAAGACCAAUUCUCUACUAUUCAUGAAAAUCCCGACAUAUUGAUUGCAACUCCCGGACGACUUCUACAUGUUGUCGUCGAAAUGGAUUUGCGGCUAAGUUUUGCCCACUACGUAGUUUUCGAUGAAGCUGAUCGUCUUUUCGAAAUGGGCUUUCAGGAUCAGUUGGCGGAAACUCUGAAAAGAAUUCCGGAAAGCAGACAAACUUUGUUGUUUUCUGCUACUCUUCCAAAGAUAUUGGUAGACUUUGCAAAAGCUGGUCUUUCAGAUCCGAUGCUCGUUCGCCUCGACGUUGACGAAAAGAUAUCAGAUCGUUUGUCUAUGGUUUUUGCAACCUGCAGAGCUGAUGAAAAACUUGCUGUCCUACUUCAUUUAUGUCGACAAAUGAAUAGCGAAGGAAAACAAACCGUGGUGUUCUGCGCAACAAUGAAACAUGUCGAAUACGUUGUUGGCAUAAUGAACCGUGCUGGAAUUGACAACUCUUUCAUCUACAGUCAACUAGACACGACCGCUAGGAAACUAAAUAUUCAGAAAUUCGCUGAAAGGAAAAAUAAUAUUCUUAUUGUUACUGAUGUCGCCGCUCGUGGUGUGGAUAUCCCGCUGCUGGACACUGUCAUUAACCUCCAUUUUCCUCCAAAAGCCAAAUUAUUUGUGCAUCGAGUGGGGCGUGUAGCGCGUGCUGGUCGUAGCGGUACUGCGAUAUCGCUAAUCGCUCCUGAUGAAUUACCCUACCUUGCUGAUCUCUUCCUUUUCCUAGGAAAACCAAUGGAAUUUGCACAAGAUAAUGAUAAGUAUAAUGAGCAAACUACUCUCAUCGGCAGAGCUCCUGAGGACAUUGUUGGUCUGGAGUUUGAGUUCUUCAACACAAUCCAUGAUAAUAACGAAGAAAUGGUUGAUCUUAGGCAGAAAGCGACUAACGCCAUGAUGCGAUAUAUCCGUACUCGUCCACCUCCGUCGGCCGAAUCUGCAAGGAGAGUUAAGGAUGAACUGAGGAUAAAAGUGUCGGAGUGUGCCGGCCAUCCUUUUUUGCGGCUACCUGGAAAUACUCAACGCUACAACAUUUUAAAUCGGUUAGCCAACUACAAAACUGCUGCGACAAUUUUCGAAGUCAAUGUGGGGAAUAAGUCACACUCUGCUGCUGUCAUGAAGAAGAAGCGUCGGCAGCAUCAAGAGCGUAUCCGUGAGAUGCAAGAACAAAAGGAGAAGAAAAAAGAAGCGCUGCUUGAUGGUCACGAAAAUGAUCACGAUUUGGGAAACUCGAAUGUUGAACAGGCAGAUGAUGCAGCUAUCUCUGAAGCUUUCACAAAAGUUAUUGGUCGCGGGCUACGCGGCUCUGCGGAGGAUGUUGAAGUCAAAACAUCUAACAGGAUUGAUAGGGCGGAAGAACGAAGGCGGGAAAAGGCUCGUCAUUUUAUCGCCUACUCAUCAGCGGACUAUCAGUCAGAAAAGCACUUAGCUCUGGAUAAGGUGGAUUUCGCUAGACAAGCUGAUGGAGCAACUGUAGAAAUAUUUGCUGAUGACGAUAAAGGAAUGUACAAGCAGAAGAAUGCGAAGCGAUGGGACCGUAAAAAGAAACGGUUUGUCGGAACUUCUGGUGAUGGGCCUGAUAACAAGAAAAUCCGCACCGAAGAUGGCACGUGGUUGCCUGCGUCAUAUAAGACAGGUCGCUAUGAAGAUUGGAAAAAGAAGCAAAAGCUUGGUUACAAAAAGGGCUAUGAAGACGGUGACGAUCAAGAAGCAAAUAGAUCGAAUGAAAAUAAAACUGCCAGAUAUGAUAAAUGGAAAAAUCAUAAUAGAAAGCAGCAAACAAAAUUCUCAAGAUCGGAGAUCAGAAACGUUAGUCAGAUUAGAAAAAUCCGCAGAAAGUCCGCGAAACUCCAACAGUAUAUGGAACAUCGAAGGCAGGAGAAUCUUACAAAGAAAGCUGAUCGUCCUGGCGGGAGGAAGGGAGGUGGUGGGAAAAGACGGAAAUGA